ACUCCUGGGUCCGACCCAUCCCCACUUCUGCAGGGUUUGCGGUGAGGCCUAGCGGCCCAGAGCAAAUAAUUGGAUUCUAAGUGCUUGGCUAUAGUCACCUAACCGACCCCAGGGUCCCGGCACCCAACUCAGGAAAAGCUCGGCAGCUCGGCUCCGCGCACCCACGCCUGGCUGCUCCGCUUCGUGCCCCCCACCUGGGCAUGCGCCCCCUGAGUUCCCGGCCACCCAGAGCCCGCGCCGUCCCCCGGAGCCUUCCCAGAGCGGGCCGCGCAGGAUGGGCGCCCUCGGUCCUCCGCUGCUGCUGCUGCUAAUGCUGGGAGUCAGGUGCUGUGCCCGGGAGGUGCUGGUCCCCAAGGGGCCCCUGUACCGCGUGGCUGGCACAGCCAUCUCCAUCUCUUGCAAUGUCAGUGGCUACGAGGGCCCUGCCCAGCAGGACUUUGAGUGGUUCCUGUACAGGCCUGAGGCCCCAGAGGCUGCACUGGGCAUUGUCAGCACCAGGGAUUCCCGGUUCUCCUACGCUGUCUUCGGGCCCCGAGUGGCGGCUGGUGAGGUGCAGGUGCAGCGUCUGCAGGGUGAUGCCGUGGUGCUCAAGAUUGCUCGCCUGCAGGCCCAAGACGCUGGCAUUUACGAGUGCUACACACCCUCCACUGAUGCCCGCUACCUGGGCAGCUACAGCGGCAAGGUGGAACUGCGAGUUCUUCCAGAUGUGCUGCAGGUGUCUGCCUACCCCCCAGGACCCCGAGGCCGCCAGGCCCCAGCUUCACCCCCUCGCCUGAUGGUGCAUGAGGGGCAGGAGCUGGCACUGGGCUGCCUGGCGCGGACGAGCACGCAGAAGCACACACACCUGGCGGUGUCCUUUGGGCGAGCCGUGCCCGAGGCACCAGUGGGGCGAGCGACUCUGCAGGAGGUGGUGGGACUCCGGCCCGACCUGGCCGUGGAGGCCGGAGCACCCUAUGCUGAGCGGCUGGCUGCAGGGGAGCUGCGGCUGGGCAAGGAGGGGACUGAGCAGUACCGCAUGGUGGUGGGGGGUGCCCAGGCAGAGGAUGCGGGCACCUACCACUGCACUGCCGCCGAGUGGAUUCAGGAUCCUGAUGGCAGCUGGGCCCAGAUCGCAGAAAAGAGGGCUGUCCUGGCCCACGUGGACGUGCAGACGCUGUCCAGCCAGCUAGCAGUGGCAGUGGGGCCCGGUGAACGUCGGAUCGGCCCAGGGGAGCCGUUGGAACUGCUGUGCAAUGUGUCAGGAGCACUGCCCCCGCCAGGCCGUCAUGCUGCGUACUCUGUGGGCUGGGAGAUGGCACCUGCGGGGGCACCUGGGCCUGGCCGCCUGGUUGCCCAGCUGGACACAGAGGGUGUGGGCAGCCUGGGCCCUGGCUAUGAAGGGCGGCACAUAGCCAUGGAGAAGGUUGCUUCCAGAACCUACCGGCUACGGCUGGAGGCUGCCAGGCCUGGUGAUGCGGGCACCUACCGCUGCCUCGCCAAGGCCUACGUUCGAGGGUCUGGGGCCCGGCUUCGUGAGGCAGCCAGUGCCCGCUCCCGGCCCCUCCCUGUGCAUGUGCGAGAGGAAGGUGUGGUGCUGGAGGCUGUGGCAUGGCUGGCAGGAGGCACCGUCUACCGCGGGGAGACGGCUUCCCUGCUCUGCAACAUCUCUGUGCGGGGUGGGCCCCCGGGGCUGCGGCUGGCAGCCAGCUGGUGGGUGGAGCGACCAGAAGAGGGGGAGCUGAGCUCUGCCCCUGCCCAGCUAGUGGGUGGCGUGGGCCGGGACGGUGUGGCAGAGCUGGGGGUCCGGCCCGGAGGAGGCCCCGUCAGUGUGGAGCUGGUGGGGCCCCGAAGCCAUCGGCUGAGACUACAUGGCUUGGGGCCCGAGGACGAAGGCGUGUACCACUGUGCCCCCAGCGCCUGGGUGCAGCAUACUGACUACAGCUGGUACCAGGCGGGCAGCGCCCGCUCGGGGCCUGUCACAGUCUACCCCUACACGCAUGCCCUGGACACCCUGCUUGUGCCCCUGCUGGUGGGUGCAGGGGUUGCCUUCCUCACCGGUGCCAUUGUCCUUGGCACUAUCACCUGCUGCUUCAUGAAGAGGCUGCGAAAACGGUGAUCCCUGGCUCCCCAGUUCUCGCAGGUGUUGACCGUCUUCCAGCCCAGCUCCAAGCCUGCCUCUGGUUGCCUGGAUACCCUCUCCCUCUGUCUGCCCUUCUUUUAAUUUAUUUGACCUACCCCCAGCCAGAGUGGGGGACAUGGCCCCCAUUCCCCACUCCUUCCUUCCCGAACUCCUCCCUCUGGCCUUCUGUUCUUCAUCUCAUACCCAACCUGUAGGGAGGCCGUUCCCUGUCCAAGAAUUAGUUUUUCUAAAAUGUGAAUAAACUUGUUUUAUAAAAUCCA
Messenger RNA from Equus quagga, 2379 nucleotides. RefSeq names its product immunoglobulin superfamily member 8 (gene IGSF8). Bases 275 to 2095 code for a protein of 606 amino acids. NCBI's taxonomy places the organism in Eukaryota, Metazoa, Chordata, Mammalia, Perissodactyla, Equidae. The transcript is spliced from 8 exons. The record is from RefSeq and is a predicted model, not a curated record.